Messenger RNA from Dibothriocephalus latus, 426 nucleotides. NCBI's taxonomy places the organism in Eukaryota, Metazoa, Platyhelminthes, Cestoda, Diphyllobothriidea, Diphyllobothriidae. The record is from the annotation of a GenBank genome assembly.
AUGCCAGCCGAAGUUUCUUCCUGGAUGGCUUCUUCCACAAUAGAUUCACGGAGCAUUUUGCCCGUUUUCCAACAGUCACCGCACACCAGUUUCGAAAAGUGUUUGGACAUCCGCAGCGGCGCUUGUACCUGCCGGACGCAUAUUGAGCAUAUUGCCAAUUCGCCCUGUUGCUCGACUUGUGAAGCCUCCUCAAUACGCUUCAGCAAAUCAUUGAGGGUACGAAACGGUUCCACAUCUGCCGCGGAGAAGACUAAUCUGCAAUUUGGGCAGGUUGGUGGUUCUGCAUUGAGCAACCUCUGCAAACAGGGUUCUCUGCAGAAGAAAUGUUCGCACGGCAGACGAUAUGCGUCUUUGCAAGUCUCUAGGCAAAUUGAACACUCUACUGCAUCCAAGAGAGCUUUGGAUGACACCGCCAUUGCUCGCUGA